CUGAAAGCGACUUAAAUGGUUUAAGUAUUCGUAUUUUAAAACUUAAAAAUGGCUUACCCAUCUCGAAGUCUUGGAGAUAUAUUGGAAGGUGUGAAGCAAGAUCCUAAGCAUUUGCGCAAUCUAUCCAAUAUCUACAAGUUGGAGCUGGAUUUGCGGAGGAGAGAAUAUGGUCAAAGGGAGGAUGUCGCCCACUCUCGCGUCCUGUUGAGGGAAGGUCCUGAUAUAUUGGCGUCUUUCAAAAAGGACGCGGCAUCUCUUGGUUAUUUCAAUGUAAUUGUGCCAAGCACGUUUUACGAUGUACCUGCACCUCUUCAAAAUCAAGCUGACACAGAUAUAUGCGAUCUAAGUACCUACCUGGUAGUUCCGGACAAUCCCGAUUUAAAAUCAGCAUCUACAGACAAAAUGUAAAUUUGAUAUCCCAAUAAAAUAUUCUUUGUUGGCUUUACGGCUUACAGGCUCUGCCAGUUAAGAAAUCAAA
Messenger RNA from Drosophila biarmipes, 478 nucleotides. RefSeq lists its product as uncharacterized. The coding region runs from base 49 to 408 and encodes 119 amino acids. The record is from RefSeq and is a predicted model, not a curated record. The transcript is spliced from 2 exons. Lineage: Eukaryota; Metazoa; Arthropoda; Insecta; Diptera; Drosophilidae.